Mycena indigotica is the source of this 1917-nucleotide messenger RNA. RefSeq lists its product as uncharacterized. The transcript has 9 exons. Gene Ontology annotation, biological process: cellular response to unfolded protein; vesicle-mediated transport; protein refolding. Gene Ontology annotation, cellular component: cytoplasm; plasma membrane; cytosol. Gene Ontology annotation, molecular function: ATP hydrolysis activity; ATP binding; misfolded protein binding. Bases 73 to 1917 code for a protein of 614 amino acids. The record is from RefSeq and is a predicted model, not a curated record. Lineage: Eukaryota; Fungi; Basidiomycota; Agaricomycetes; Agaricales; Mycenaceae.
ACUCCCACAGUACUCGUGACAACACUUUUUUUUCCUCUUCCCUUCGACCUCUCUUUUCCAAAAGGCUCGACCAUGUCUCUCGAGGAUGUUUUCGACGGUGCUGUCGGCAUCGAUCUCGGUACCACCUACUCUUGCGUGGGUGUCUGGCAAAACGACCGUGUCGAGAUCAUCGCCAACGACCAGGGUAACCGGACCACACCCUCUUAUGUCGCCUUCUCGGCGGAAGAGCGUCUCAUUGGUGAUGCCGCGAAGAAUCAGGCUGCGAUGAACCCUCGCAACACUGUCUUCGAUGCCAAACGUCUCAUCGGUCGUCGCUACGAUGACCCAGACGUCAAAAAGGAUAUGACCCAUUGGCCAUUCGAGGUCAUCGAGAAGGACGGCUCCCCUCUUAUCAAGGUCCAAUACCUUGGGGAGGAGAAGACCUUCAGUCCACAGGAAAUUUCGUCCAUGGUUCUCACGAAAAUGAAGGAAAUUUGCGAGGCUAAGCUCGGCAAAACCGUCAAAAAAGCCGUAGUCACUGUCCCCGCUUACUUCAACGACUCGCAACGACUGGCUACCAAAGACGCUGGCGCCAUCGCUGGCCUCGAUGUCCUCCGUAUCAUCAACGAGCCCACAGCUGCUGCUAUCGCCUAUGGUCUCGACCGCCAAUCGAAGACGGAAAAGAAUGUGCUGAUCUUCGACCUGGGUGGAGGCACUUUCGAUGUUUCUCUCCUCAACAUCAGUGGUGGUGUUUUCGCCGUCAAAGCGACGGCGGGUGACACUCACCUUGGUGGUGAGGACUUCGACAACACCCUUCUCGAGCAUUUCAAGAACGAGUUCAAGCGCAAGUCCAAGCUCGACAUUUCUGACGAUCCCCGUGCUCUCCGUCGCCUGCGUAGCGCUUGCGAGCGCGCAAAGCGAACCCUUUCCAGCGUCACACAAACGACCGUCGAAGUCGACUCGCUCUUCCAGGGAGAGGACUUCUCUGCCAACAUCACUCGUGCUCGUUUCGAAGAGAUCAAUGCCGCCAUGUUCAAAUCUACGCUAGACCCGGUAGAAAAAGUGCUCAAGGAUGCUAAGAUGGCCCGCGAGAAAGUCGACGACAUUGUUCUUGUUGGUGGCUCGACCCGUAUUCCCAAGAUCCAGGCCCUUGUUUCCGAAUACUUCGGUGGACGCCAACUGAACAAAUCCAUCAACCCUGAUGAGGCUGUCGCAUAUGGUGCAACUGUACAAGCCGCAAUUCUGACCGGCCAGACAUCGGACCAAACCAAAGAUCUCCUCCUCCUUGAUGUUGCGCCUCUGUCUCUCGGUGUCGCUAUGCAAGGCGAUGUUUUCGGUGUUGUCGUUCCCCGCAACACUCCCAUCCCCACGAACAAGUCACGUGUGUUCACGACCGUUGAAGACAACCAAACCACCGUCACAUUCCCUGUAUAUGAGGGUGAGCGCACCCAGUGCCGUGACAACCGUCUGCUUGGUGAAUUCGAGCUCAAUGGCAUCCCACCCAUGCUCCGUGGACAAGCAGAACUUGUUACCACUUUCGAGGUUGAUGCCAAUGGUCUCCUGAAAGUCUCCGCUCAAGAUCGUGCUUCUGGUCGCAAAGCCUCCAUCAGCAUCACCAACUCGGUCGGCCGUUUAUCAUCCGCUGAGAUUGAGCAAAUGAUCAAGGAUGCUGAGCAGUUCAAGAAUGCUGACAAAGAGUUCUCCGCCCGUCAUGAAGCCAAAUCUGACUUGGAGGCUUACAUUCACCAAGUCGAAGGCACGAUAACAUCACCGGAGAUUGGCAUGAAGUUGAAGCGGGGUGCCAAAUCGCAAGUGGAGGCUGAGUUGGCGCGCGCUAUGGAGAAGCUUGAGAUCGAGGACUCGACGGCGGAUGAACUGAAAAAGGCCCAGUUAUCGAUCAAACGUGCCCUCCAAAAAGCCACAGCCGGAAUCCGGUAG